UAUCACUCACGUGUUGCACGUGUGUUUUGUUUAUGUUUUAAUUUCGCAUUCAAAAACGUGCAGAUUGGUCUAAAAUGGAGAGUGUAAUUAAGGAAACGCCUGCUGAAGUGUCACCAAGUGAUGCACAACCCAUUGAGACACCAGUGGAGCCAUCAGUUGCUGAAAAAGCAACAACCGACGAUGUGGCAGCGUCCGCUGACGUGCCGGAGGAAAAAGCCGGCGAGGAAUACGCCUAUUUGGAGCGAAAUGAGUUCACGUCGGAAAUAUACAAAAUAGAAGUGAAGAAUAUGGGCUACUUUGGCAUUGGUGAGUUUAAAAAGCUGCUGAAGAACACCUUGAAGCUGGACAUGACGAAAAUUAAGUCACCCACGAGGAAAGAGUUUGCAUUUGUGUGCUUUCGCACGCAGGAGGAUCAGCAGCGAGCAUUGGAAACACUGAAUGGCUACAAGUGGAAGGGAAGGGUCUUAAAAGCGCUGGCAGCCAAGGCAUCCGCCGAUCCGCUGCAGAAGAAGCGAGCUGCUGAAGGUGCCAGCGAUACCAAGCCCAAACGUCAACGCACAGCUGUGGAGGCCACCUGCCCGCUGGCGGGCAUCAGCUACGAUGAGCAGCUGAAGCAGAAAUCGGAGGAAAUGUCCACGCUGCUGCGGAAAUACACCCAGGAACUGACGAAGAUUAAUCCACAGGCCAAGCCGCAUUUGGAUAACUUCAAAUUCAACAACGUGCUGCCCUCGCCCACGGUGAAUGGCUACAGGAACAAGAACGAGUUUACGGUGGGCAAAAACUCAGAGGGCGAAGUGGUGGUGGGAUUCCGCUUGGGCUGCUACAGCGAUGGCUCUGUGGAGGUGGCGGAGGUGCAGGAUCUGCCACACCUACCCGACCAGGCCAAAUGGGCGGCGAAGAGUUUCCAAGAGCUUGUGAGGCAAUCAAAAUUUCUGCCCUUCAACCCCGAUGGCAAUGUGGGCCACUUUCGGCAGCUGAUGGUGCGCUGUUCGAGUGCCACGGGAGAGCUGAUGCUGGUGGCGGGCAUCUACUCCUCCAAUCUGAGUGAAGACGAACAGCGGGAGCUGAAGCAGGAGCUGAAGAGCUUCUAUGAGCAAGUGGAGCCGGAUGCAACCUUCAAGUGCACUUCCCUCUACUAUCAAGAUGUCAAGCAUCGUGAGGCUGGUCAGAUGGUUAACCCCGUGGACCACUUACUGGGCACCACACACAUCACAGAUACCAUUCAGAGUCUGCAGUUUCGCAUCAGUCCGUUGGCCUUCUUUCAAAUCAACACCGAAGGUGCCAAUGUGCUGUACCAGCAGGCCAUUGAUCUGGCGGCUCCCACCAAGGACACAACCAUGCUGGACAUUUGCUGUGGCACGGGAACCAUUGCCCUGGCCUUUGCCAAACACUGCAAGAGGGUUUUGGGAGUGGAAAUCGUACCCGAUGCCAUCAAGGAUGCGGAGUUUAAUGCCGAAGCAAAUGGAAUUGAAAACUGCAAGUUCUUUACGGGAAAUGCGGAUGACUUUAUCAAAAGCAUGGUGCGGGAGGCCAUGUAUGACGAGCAACCAGGCAAGCCAGUGGAUUUGAUAGCCGUGGUGGAUCCACCAAGAGCGGGAUUGCAUAAUCGUUCGAUUGCUGCCAUACGUUCGGCGAGUGCCAUCAAUCGUCUGGUGUAUGUCUCCUGCAAUCCAAACAGCGCCAAGCGCAACUUUAUCGAGCUGGCCAGACCCGAGUCCAAGCACUAUAAGGGUGAACCCUUCUAUCCGAAAUCAGCAGUGGCCGUCGACAUGUUCCCCCACACAGCGCACACGGAGCUGGUCAUUCUGUUUGAGCGUGAGCCCAAGACAAAGACGGAUGAAAAUGCACCGCCAGCAGAGGCUGUGGAGGAGGCAGCCGCCGAAUCAUUGAAGACUGAGACCGCAACUGAAGUAAACAUUGGAGACGAGGAGACACUAUCAACGGCGUGACGUGGGGUACAGUUGGCUCAAAUGUCACUCUCGCGAUUCGCGCCAGCCAAAACGAUGCCUCAUUCUCGCUUAUCUGCAACGGGAUGUUGUCAUCCAUCCAUCCAUCAUUGUCUCUUUGUGCUGCUCGCUGCUCUGGGCAGCGGCGCAGUGGCUGUGGCGGUGGCGGUGGCUGCUGCUUCUACUUUUAUUGUUUUAAAUUGAUUUAAUUGUAUUUACGCUGUUCGGACGUCUGGUACAACGAGGGGAAAACGGCAAAAUCGACACAAGCGACUUCCUCUAUUUAGUACUAGUUACUCUCUAAGUUGGAGCAACGUCAUUAUCAUCAAAAUCGCCAGUACUGGUGUGAACGCUCGUGUGAUAAGAAUUGCAAAACGCUGCAAAGGUGCUGCUGCUGCAAUCUUUUGGGCAUUGCAAAAGCAAACACACAUACAAUAUAUUUACACCUAAUAUCUGCUAUAAAUCGUUAAAUACCUCAAUGUGCAAAAAGUGCAAAAAAUCAAUGAAUUAAUUAA
Molecule: messenger RNA, 2461 nt
Organism: Drosophila subobscura
Lineage: Eukaryota; Metazoa; Arthropoda; Insecta; Diptera; Drosophilidae
Product: tRNA (uracil-5-)-methyltransferase homolog A
Exons: 5
Coding region: 75-1949 (624 amino acids)
Biological process (GO): RNA processing
Molecular function (GO): RNA binding; RNA methyltransferase activity
Source: RefSeq, a predicted model, not a curated record